This is a messenger RNA of Pundamilia nyererei, 1508 nucleotides long. It is a transcript of the gene arl2bp, whose product is annotated as ADP-ribosylation factor-like 2 binding protein. Gene Ontology annotation, biological process: positive regulation of tyrosine phosphorylation of STAT protein; maintenance of protein location in nucleus. Bases 452 to 949 code for a protein of 165 amino acids. The record is from RefSeq and is a predicted model, not a curated record. The transcript has 7 exons. Lineage: Eukaryota; Metazoa; Chordata; Actinopteri; Cichliformes; Cichlidae. Gene Ontology annotation, cellular component: mitochondrial intermembrane space.
CGUAUUUCCUUUUUGCAUCUUUAAGCUCCAACAAUCACCUGGUUCCGCUAAAACAGGCUAAUGAUCGUCUGUAGGUGACGGUUUAAAAGUAACGGGCCUGAUGGAAGAAACGUGAAUCGUCCUCAUGGCGAAUGAUUUGGUGAACAAACAAGUGUAAUCUGCAACAUUCGUGAACAUUUUGAUGUAUAAUAUUAGUAGUAGUACCAGCUGUUUCCCUUCCAGAUAAAUGUGGUCUUGUUUCGAAUGUGGGAACCGAUAUACGGUAGUUUUUGUUUUACCCGACGGAGCACGAAGGCGCACAAAGUUCACUCGUUUCCUUGGUAACAGGAUUACGUACGCUAGUGAGCAGUUUAGCCGACAUGGACAUCAGGGAGCCGGGUGUUAGCAGAAGGGCAGUGCUCACCUGUGUGCUCGCUUUAUCUUCUCAGAAAUCCGGAGUAGUGGAGACAACAUGGUAAACGUGUUCGAUACGGACGAGGAGCACUUUGCUAUUUCCAGUUCCUCGGCUGCAGACACGGCCUUCGAUGGAGUUAUUGGCUGCAUAGAGGACAUCAUCAUGGAGGACGACUUCCAGCAGAUUCAGCAGAUUUUCAUGGAGAAACAUUACCGUGAGUUUGAUGACUCUGAUGAGAACAAGCUCAGCUACACGCCCAUCUUUAAUGAAUAUGUUGACCUGCUGGAAAAAUACCUGGAGCAGCAGCUGAUGGAGAGAAUUCCCGGCUUCAGCAUGGACACCUUUAAAGAGUUACUCAUGCAGCACAAGGAGGAAGUGUCAGGUGACAUCUUUGACAUGUUGCUUACGUUCACUGACUUCAUGGCUUUCAAGGAGAUGUUUCUGCAAUAUAGAGCUGAAAAGGAGGGCCGGUGUCCAGACCUGAGUCAGGGACUGGUGGUCACAUCUCUGAACCUUGGAGGCUCCAAGCAUGCUGACUUUAAUGAAUCUCAGUGAAUCUCUGGAAAAUUGUUCCAGGGCCUUAAUGAAAGUGUUCGAUUCAGAGUCUUUUAACGUAAAUCUUCCGUCUGUAACGGAUAAUUUAUAUUUGUUUCUCUGCGUUUUAUGUAGAGGGGUCAGUGGAAGAGCCUCUGUGUCUGUUUGCCAUGAAAGUUUGAAGGUUUUGCCCACUUUCUGUUAACAAUCACUCGACUGCAUGUGACUCCUUGAAAAGUUAAUAUUUCUUCAACUGUAAUUCACAUUUUCAUGCUUUCACUCGUGUGCAGUGAUUCUGUUUAGCUUUUACUGGAACGGCCUGUUUGAAACAGGAAGUCGAGUAUUUCUGUCCCUGUGCUGUGAAACAAACAUGCUUCGUUUUUCAGAAAGUAGUAAAGUAGAACUAAUAUAUGUUUCAUGGACGUAUAAAUUAUAUUAACAGUCUUUAAGUUUCGAACUUGUCAAAGUGACGUUUAAUGUAAAAUGAUUGUGUGUGUCUGCAGUUAGUUUUUGGUACAAAUUGUUUUUUACGUGUUUAGAAAUGUUUCAUUUUCCAAGUAUAUUUAUUUCUCCGGUGAAA